This is a messenger RNA of Heterobilharzia americana, 4328 nucleotides long. NCBI's taxonomy places the organism in Eukaryota, Metazoa, Platyhelminthes, Trematoda, Strigeidida, Schistosomatidae. The record is from the annotation of a GenBank genome assembly.
CUUGAAGGCCGCUCGUAGAACAGAUAGAUAGAUAGAUAGAUAGACGAGUAGUUGAAUGUUGGCUGAUUGUCGCCCAAUGAAAAGUAAAUGUGACUGUUCUAAAGUGAAAUAUUUUCAUUGGAUAAUAUUUCGUAGGUAGUGUAUAGUGUAUCGAUAUUUAAGACGUAAUUAGGUGGUUCAUUUCUUUACUUGGAAGGGUUGAGCUUGAGCGAAGCCAACUUGGUGAGUCAUUGUGUUUGAACAAUCUUAAGUGAUGAAACCAAUGUAUUGUUGUGUGGACAAGGUGUAAUAGUUGUGUACACAUGUUGUCAUCAGGAUGGUGGUCGGAAUGCCUAUGUGAACAAGUUAUAUAGAGUCGUUAAAGUUAUCUGCAUAGCCUGAUUGGAAAAUAUUUACGGCUAGUUGGUAGUUCGAUGAUAAUAAGCAGUAAUUACUAUUGUCACUACUACCACUAUUAUUAUCAUUAUUAUUAUUAUUGUUAUUUUUACUGUUUGUAUUUUGAUUAUCAUGGACAAAGUUUGAAACUGGACUCAGUUAUUUCUCCCCUUUGGCUGUAUUUAUGUUGGCCAUUAUCCGACGAGAAUUUUUCAUAAUUUUCCAUGGGUGUGCAACGACUAGGUGUUGAUAGGUUUUCGUCUGGCCUGUAGAUAGGUGAAGAAGCAGGUACGUUGUUUCGAGGGACGCGUAGAGCAGUAUGGGUUUGGUAGUGACCAUGAGAAUGUGGAAGGGAAAAGAGGAGGAGAAAAAGGUGAGGUGAUGACUUAGCAAGUAAGUACACAGGAUGUACUUACAUUUAAUGAUAAGAGAUAACUGACAAACUUUAGAGCUGGACAACGAAGAAGUGAGGCGGUCUAGAAAUGGAAACUGGAAGGCGAAUGAGUAAGAUUUCGAAUGUGUUACAAGUGAACAUCAUUAGUAUUUACAUGUUUUAAUAAUGGCUUCUUCGGGAGUAGGAAUGUUAAAUAUUUGAUAUUAGUGUGCGUUACUCAAUCAAUCAGUAUCAACAUAGGACCAGGCAUUACUGCGGUCCGAGUUGCCGCAGCUCAGUACAGUACAUCAAGUAGAAAGGUAGUGAGGUGAAGCAUGAAGAUAAGAGAAUGAAGUCAAAAGCAAUAUAAAGUCCGAGAAGAAAGGAAAGAGGAGUGACAAAAUGGUGAGAUUCAGUAUAGAGUCGUUAAGAUGAGGAUAAUGUGAGUGGGGAUGCAUCUGCGCCAUUGACAUUGGUUCUGAGCCAUAUGAUCACCUAGAGUCUCCAACCUCUGGUCCCUCUUGUCCCACGGACCCGAACCACCUAGUCUGCAUCGCCCUACAUGGCCCAAACCAACAGUCAGAGACUUCAUACAUUGGUACCAUGUUUUAGUCUGGCCACCUCGCAUAUUUUUCCAGCCUGGGCCUACUUCUCUCAACACUAUGUGACGAGGCAAUCGGCGACUAGGCAUACGUAGUACGUGUCCCAACCAUCUCAAUCGAUGAAGGUUCAUAACCUCAUCAACUGAUUUACCUCUACUCCUGACUUCUGCAUUACUCACUCACAUGGUGACACCACGGAAGACGGCGGCCUAUACUACGAAGGCAGUGAUGGUCAAACACUUGAAGCCUUCUCAUAUCUUCCAUUUUCAGUGGCCAUGUUUCACAGCCAUACAGCAGAACAGACCGGAUUGCUGUGCAGUACACGCGACCCUUAACAGACAAUCGGAUAUCACGGCAGCGCCAUAAGUGGCGUAAAUUGGCAAAAGCCAACCGAGCCUUUUGUGCGUUACUGAGACUAAUCUGUUGGUAAACAGUGGAUAGGCAUGCGUGUAGCUAGUAGGAUAAUCAAGUGUCAGUUUGUAAUGUAAGAAACUGGAAUGAUCUACCGGUUGGUUCUCUGGUAUGCCUCCUUCGUCUGUAUACUCUUCUUUUACUGGAUAUUUGUUGAGUUAUUCCAAAUAUUAUUGCAUGAAUAGUUACCACCAGGGGGUUACACGAGUGUUCUGAGCAGCUUUGUGUAUAUACAAGAUACUUAAUUUUAUUCAGUAUGCUUCCUCAGUUGCAUAGCAAGAUAUUGCACUGAAUAAUAGUCGUGAACAUCGAGUUGUUAGUGAUUUAUUUAGAUUUGAUAGAUAAAAUGAUUCGGGAUUGUCAACUAUGCUUUUCUCAUCAGCCUCUGUGGCCCCACUGACGUUAACUGGUAAGUUGUAAUCUGGAUGAUGAGGAAAUUAAAUUGACAAUAGAUAAGAGUGACUACUGAUAGGCAAUGAUGUCUGUGCUUCUGCUAAUCCAGAAAACAGGUAAUAAAGCACUAGGGAGGAGGAAACACUGAAGUACUAGGAAGGUCAAAAGUUUAAAUAAGGUGACAGUGACUUCUUGUGAACAAAAUCACCUUCAUCCAAGUUGUCAUUCAUCUAUUUAUUUUCAGAUUUGAUUGGUUCACUCGGUUUUGAACGUCUAUUUCUAGUGGUAAACUCAUUCGACUAAGAGAACUGUACAUGUAUGCUAAAUUCGGUCGGAAAUAACUGGUGUGCAUGCAGCUGAAGGGAUGUAUACAAGUAAUUGGAGCAGAAAACUCAACAUUCAUUCGUUCACUAGGCUAUUCAGCUGUACUUCGUAGGGGUAUGUUGGUUGUGUUACUAUUACGUAGCGUUUGGCCAACCCUACUUAACUCGAUGUGCUGUAGUACCUGCUUAAUAAGUACCUUAUCUAACAUGUAAGUACUAAUAAGGAAAGGCAAAUCAAAAGAACUGGUAUUCAGGAAUAUGUUCGAAGAAGGAAUAUAUUUAAUUAGAAUAAGUGUAAUAGAUAUGAAUAGGGGAAUUUGUUUAUUCGACUUAUCUGGCUAGUAUAGCUAAACUAGGGACUCUGAGUGCGUGUGCGUGUGCGUGUGCAUGUGCGUAUUAACCAGCACAAAGAGGGCGCAGAAUGGCGUCGAAGCCUGCUGGGAUGUAUGCUUGUUAAAAUAAAACUUUUGCUGACUUCCCGUCACCUUGUGAAUUUAGUGCUUACAUGAGAUUUUUAAGCAGACGUUUAGUAAGAGUCAUACUAUCCCACCCAAAUGUAGGAGUGAGAACCCCAACGAACCAGAGUAGAAUCCAGGGUAUAGCCGGUUAGCAUUGAAUAGAGAUCAGUUAACAAUAAGAUCUAAUCAACAGUGUUACACCGUACUUAGAAAAGCAUCCUCAGUGGUGAAGUUAACGUUAAUGAAUGAGAUAAAGUGUACAAUAAUUCAAACAAGCGUAGAUAAAUAAUAGUCUCAUAUUAUAUUAAACUUCAUUUGUGAAAUAAAUUAUACUUGCCAAAAUCGUUUGGUUCAAUGCAUUCUGAGAAACCUACAUCAUAAUGAACUGAGUAGUAUCGACAACUCUAAUUGUCAUUAUUACCUUGACUCAGGUUAUCACUUUAGCGUCAGAAAUACCCUUCAAAGGCACUAAUAAACAGCGUAAAUUUAUCACACUUCGGCUUGCAUAAGCUAUCUCAACUAAGAGGUUAGAUUGUGACCUUUGUUUUGAGAAUGAUGCAAGAGUUAACUACCUUGACACAAUUUUCAUUCUUACUUCCCCUUCAUCCUGGCAACUAUUGAAACAAUUAAUUUAGUGUCUUUAUUUUGUCUAAACAGAUGGGUUUUUUAUGAAGUAAAGAAACCUAAUUGACUUUUUGUUUCAAUAGUUGUUAAGGUUACUUUUAGAGUCACUUCGUAGAGAAUGUAGAGGUGUUAAUCGUUGAAACUAGUCAAAAGCAGUUGCUUCUCACGUAUAGAUGAGAAGAGAUGGCUGCAGACAGCUUAGUAAUGUGUACUCUAACGUGUGUUAAAUCUUUAUCCACAAAAAUUAUUUGUCAUAAGUGGAGGUCCAAAUUCAUUUGAAGCAAACAAAUGAGAAAUACUGAAUUCAUGAGUUGAUAUCAACUUUUGUCUGACUGUAUAAUGUCCCGAGACUUACUUAUUUUUUUAGGAAUACUUGAAUAUUUAUAUUGGGGUUGAUAGAAAGAAUUAAUCUGCAUAAAUUGAAAAAACCAAAUAAACCGUCUCUGGGAACUGCUAUGAAAACAAUACCAUCGUUGCAGUCAUAUGUAAUGGAUAUGAGAGAGAACAACGCAAAUUAUGUUCCAGAUGUUAGUCAAACUGGGAAUGCUAUUGGACAGGAGGAAGAAGUUUCUCACCUUCUGAUGCAUAUCACCAAUGAAAUGGACAAUUUGACUGUAGAACCAUCGUACUUUUGCUUAGAUACUGAAGAUGAAGUCUAUUUCAGUAUGUAUGAUUAAAAAUUGGACGAUUGAUCAUAGAUUUUUGCUGAUGAUUAUUGGUAUUAUUAUCGAGUUAUUUUCAUGAGAAUAAACAAGUUGAUUAUUUCUAC